Molecule: messenger RNA, 1257 nt
Organism: Cololabis saira (Pacific saury)
Lineage: Eukaryota; Metazoa; Chordata; Actinopteri; Beloniformes; Belonidae
Gene: tmtopsb
Product: teleost multiple tissue opsin b
Exons: 4
Coding region: 1-1257 (418 amino acids)
Biological process (GO): G protein-coupled receptor signaling pathway
Cellular component (GO): membrane; photoreceptor outer segment
Molecular function (GO): G protein-coupled receptor activity
Source: RefSeq, a predicted model, not a curated record
AUGAUCAUUUCCAACGCGAGUCUGAGCUGUGCCAGCUGUCACGGUGAGGUAGCCACGGACGCGUACGCGGAGGUGUCGGGCUCUGUGUCGGGCUCUGUGUCGGGCUCUCUCCCCCCGGCUGCGGCGGCGUCCCUGAGCCCGGCGGGCCACCUGCUGGUGGCCGUGUGCCUCGGCUUCAUCGGCACCUUCGGCUUCCUCAGCAACCUGCUGGUGCUGGCGCUGUUCUGCCGCUACCGGGCUCUGCGCACGCCCAUGAACCUGCUGCUGGUCAGCAUCUCCCUGAGCGACCUGCUGGUCAGCAUCCUGGGCACCCCGUUCAGCUUCGCCGCCAGCACCCAGGGGCGCUGGCUCAUCGGCCGCGGCGGCUGCGUCUGGUAUGGCUUCAUCAACGCUUUUCUGGGCAUCGUGUCCCUGAUCUCCCUGGCGGUGCUGUCCUACGAGCGCUACUCCACCAUGAUGACGCCCACCGUGGCCGACGGCAGGGACUUCCGGCCGGCGCUGGCGGGGAUCUGCUUCUCCUGGCUGUACUCCGUGGCCUGGACGGUGCCGCCGCUGCUGGGCUGGAGCCGGUACGGGCCCGAGGGCCCCGGCACCACGUGCUCGGUGGACUGGAGGACGCAGACGCCCAACAACAUCUCCUACAUCGUCUGCCUGUUCACCUUCUGCCUGGUCCUGCCGUUCGGCGUCAUCGUCUACUCUUACGGGAGGCUGCUGCACGCCAUCAGACAGGUGCGCAGGGUGAGCUCGGUGGUGACCCGUCGGCGGGAGCAGCGGGUGCUGGUGAUGGUCGUCACCAUGGUGGUGUGCUACCUGGUCUGCUGGCUGCCCUACGGGGUGGCGGCCCUGCUGGCGACCUUCGGCCCCCGUGACCUGCUGACCCCCGAGGCUAGCAUCACGCCGUCGCUGCUGGCCAAGUUCUCCACCGUCGUCAACCCUUUUAUAUACAUAUUCAUGAACAAACAGUUUUACAGGUGUUUCCGUGCGUUUUUCUGCUGCUCCACCGCCCAAGACGGCUCCACCAUAAAGACAUUUUCCCGGGUGACCAAGACGCUGCGCACCCUGCGUCAGGACAAGGAUCUGCAGGUGUCGGCGGCGGCCACGGCCACGGCCGGGCACUCGCCUAACUCCGUCCGCAGGUCCUCGCAGGGAGCCAAUCACGUGGCGGCGGCGGCGGCGGCGGCGGAGGAUCAAGGCGAGGCUCCCGCUGCCGUCGGCCCCAAACCCAAACUGAUCCUGGUGGCUCACUACAGAGAAUGA